Messenger RNA from Diatraea saccharalis (sugarcane borer), 2086 nucleotides. The record is from the annotation of a GenBank genome assembly. Lineage: Eukaryota; Metazoa; Arthropoda; Insecta; Lepidoptera; Crambidae.
UAUUAAAAUAAUAUUUUUAUUUACAGUUCUGGCCAUGGUUGCCAUGGCAAUGGCAGAUGAGUCGAGCGUCCAGAAACUCCUCAUUGAUGCAACUAAUCAUUUCACCGCUAAAAUGUUUACUGAAGUCGCAAAAGAGAAUUCCGGCAAGAGCGUUGUAAUGUCCGGUUUCUCAGCGAUGUCACCUCUAGCACAACUGGGCUUAGCCUCAGUUGGAAUAACACAUGACGAAAUCCUAGAUGUCAUCGGCCUACCUAAUGAUAACGCUACCAAAGAAGUGUUUUCUUAUGUGAGCCAGGACGUACGGUCGGUAAAAGGAGUCGACUUGAAGAUAGCCGACAGAAUAUUCCUUCCAGAAGAUGUAGCAUUAAAUGAGGAAUUCGGAGUAGUUUCUAGGGACGUAUUUCAUUCAGACAUAAAGCAAGUUGAUUUCGUUAAGAACUUUGAAGCUGCUGCCACUAUCAACUCUUGGGUUGAGGAUAACACUAAUAAACGGAUCAAGGAUUUGGUCGACCCUCUCACUUUAGGAGCUGACACAAAAGCUGUUCUCGUAAAUGCCAUCUAUUUCAAGGGCACUUGGAAGAAGAAAUUUGACUCUAGACUAACGAUAGACCGUGAUUUUCAUGUGACAAAAGACAAAACUAUUAAAGUUCCCACAAUGGCUAAAAGUGACGAGUUCAAAUACGGCUAUAGUCAGGAAUUAGAUGCUAAGCUCUUGGAAAUUUUCUAUGAAGGAGAAGAAGCAUCACUCUUAAUUGUUCUCCCGAAUCAAAUUGAUGGACUUAAUGCUCUUCAAGAGAAAUUGAAAGACCCCAGCGCUCUGGAGAAGGCCACAGAAAAGAUGUACACCACUAAAGUCUCUGUAUGGGGAUUAAAACCUUAUUUGACUCCAAUAAGGCUAGACUGGAAAAGCUUCUUCAAAACUUUGGCAGCGGUUUAUACGUUAGUGAUGCUAUCCAGAAGGCGUUCAUCGAAGUAAAUGAGGAAGGAGCCGAGGCAGCUGUGGCAAGUGGUGAGUGUGAUAUUCUUAAUUUAUCAUCAUCAUACGUCCCCACUGUAGGGACUCAGGCCUUCCUUAUGGACGGUUGAGAAGCAUGGCCCAUGACUCUCCACGUUAGCCCAAUGCAAGUUGGAGGGUAUUAUGCGACUGAAAAUUCAGCCGAAGCCAACGGCUAUCAUUUCUGGGUUACCCAUCCGGUGACCGACCCUUGAGAAAUUUGAUUAACAACAAAGAUUGCGGGCGCUUAUCCAGUACGUUCCUGAGCUACUUUAUUUAUACAAAGAGAUAAUUAUCAUAUUUGAUGAAAAAUGUUUAAAAAAUCUACUCAAUCCUUAGUACUCUGAGAUGGGAUUCAAACCCAUGACUUUUCGAAAUCCGGGCGACUACUCUAAACGCUGAGCUUCCCAGAAUCUAAAAGGACCAACGAAUUAUUCAAGCACUUGAUACUUUUUCACGAUUCAUCAUCAUCAGCAUUUUUACGUCCCCACUGCAGGGGCUCAGGUCUUCCUUAUGUGGUUAAGAAGGAUGGGCCAUGAACCUCCACGCUGGCCCAAUGCGGAUUGGAGGGUAUUAACGACUGCAAUUGCAGCCGAUUUUUCGCGAUUACAAAGUGUAUUUUCAUCAAUGUUCAUGUAAUCCACCCAAACAACCGAAAGAAAUAUUUUUAACAAAUAUUUUAAACUUUCGUAAAAAUUUGUUCUAAUUAUUAUAUUUGACUAAUUUUGUAUUAACAGUACUAUACUGGUAAUUAAAAAUAUCAAUGAAAAAUGCUUAACAAAUCCUGGGUUCGAAUCCCAUCUCAGAGUACCAGGAAAAAAGUGGAUUUUAUUUUGUGUUAUGGAUUUUCUAGCUAUUCAUUGUAAUUUCAUUUUGGAAUGAACUUUAUUCCAUAGGACACGUUGUAUGUCGCGAUGUAUUCUUCAUAACGUUAUGAUACCAUACGAAAGUAGCAGUGCUAUUAUGUUAUAAAAAAAAUAUUACCUAGAACUCGACCAUGAGCGAAACGCUGUCACUGCGUAGAAGUUAAAUGAAAGGUUAUAAUAUUAUUAUUUAACUCCUGUUUGUUAAUAGAAAUAGUAAGAGAAGUAG